CGGCCUGACAGGGUGGCAAUCCAAUCCAUUUGGAAAACCUGAAACGCGAUUCAGCAGUAUCUAGUGGGACCCGGAUCAGUAUCUUCUAGCAGAAACCAGUACGACGCGGAGAGUGAAGAUCACGUGCCCUUUUGUUCAAGGAAAGUAUAAAGCUCUUCGCGGUCAACCUCCGCCGUCCGCCUCCGCACUCCACCCUCUGUUUCCACUCGUCCCUAAAUAUCACACUUCACCUAAGCUUUUACUAUUAAAUAUUCGCCGUGAAUUCGACGGGAUUAUAUACUGUACGGAAUCCGUUGGAAGAGUUGUCCGUUUUUGGUGAUCCUGCUCGAUUUUGUUUCAGAUGUGACUGAGAUUUAUAUAGGUCAUCAAUAUGGGAGACUUGCCAUGUCCACCAUAUCCCAACCAAAGAUUAGAGGCAAGGAUACUUAGCAAGAACAAGCUACCAAAAAUUUGUUUAGUUGCUUCUGCGACAAAGCACUUCUCGGAGAAGACUUUGAAAUGUAUAACCAAAGUGAAACAGAGUGUACAGACUAGUGGAGCUGCUGGUGAUGUUGUUGUAUUUUUGGCUACCACUGCUGCUCUAGAGAUCGUGCGAAGGCUAAGCAAAUGUAGAUGUCCUUUUAUUUGGCGCGGUUUGCAGGCUCUGCAAGUUUUAUGUUAUCCACCGUUUAAGUGGAUCCAGAAAUGGGCUCCUUUGAAGGCAUUGGUCAAACAGUUGCAGAUGCUAAACUCUUGGAUACGUAAUGUUGACUUUUUUCCCGUAUGGCUGGUAAUAAUUUUACACGAGUCAUUGAUCCAGAAAUUGUCUAGGCCAAUGCUAUUGCUCUCAAUUGCAACAGUUUUCUCUGAUCAGUCAUCAUCUACAGAAGAAACGACACCAAAUGACUAUCAUGAUUCUCGAGCAUAUCCACAAGCUAGCUCUCAUGAUGAAGUACUGGACGAUGAUUAUCCUGAAAGAUGGUUGCUAGAACUCCAUAGGGAACUCAGGGAGGAGGGUAUUAGUGUACCUGAGAGGUUGAAUGAUGAUGAGCUCCGUCAAUUUUAUGCUGCUGCAAAUGGUGAUUUUUCAAGGCUGCUUUCAUCAGUUAAGAAGACCAUUAAAUGGAGGCAGAGUUACACAAUUCUUUCACCAGAAGAGCUCGAGGCUUGCUCACAGUUCAUUUUUUGGCAUGGCCAUGAUGCCAAUCAACGGCCUUGCCUCAUCAUUCGCCUUGGACUUGCUUGCUCCAACCUGAAAUCCAGGGACAGACUUCUCGUUGUAAAAGCAGUUGUUUCGCAGAUUGAACACGGUAUUUUGAGCUUGGUCGAUGUCAGACAUCCUCAGAUUACUGUCUUGAUGGACUGUGAAGGACUCUCACCACUUGGUUUUCCCAUACACACAAUGAGAUCUUGUGCUAUGCUCUUGCAAGAUCAUUAUCCUAAUCGUCUUAGCUCUUUGAUUGUAGUACGGCUCCCUCAAGUUGCCCAAAUAAUAAUGCAGGCUUUCUUUAAGGUGCUUAAACCAGCCACACGCCAAAAAGUGAGGAUAAUUGGGAGAAACCAUCUAGAGUUUCUCUCCAAGAACCUCGAUUCAAUCCCUUCGUUUCUUGGUGGAAGCUGCGUGUGCUCAAAAUGCUCAGACGGGAGCAAUGUGGAGGGUAAAUCCGAUGAAGUCACGUUGGCAGAACCAACACCUGACCGUGUGGACAGAUCUGAUGAGGUCUCUCGGACAGAACCAACGCCUGAUCAUGUGAAUAAAUCUGAUGAGGUCACUUGGACAGAACCAACACCUGAUCAUGUGAACGAAAGCCCCAAGCUUGAUCAUAAUAAUGUCUCCAACACGAAUGGCAACAGGGAAGAGUUGAUGAAGACCCUCAUCAUUGGUAUACUGUUGGUGUGUAUACUUAUUGCUGUGAUUGUGGCAAUGCAUUAUCCAGAAAGAUUGCCUCUUUUGCAUUCGCUUAGACAAUAAAUUUUCUGCUUCCUACGGAAGUUGUGGGUAGAGACUUGCGCAAAACAUGUGCAUCUCCUGGUAGAGCAUAAAUCCACUCUCCCCAGCAAUAGAUUUCUCUUCAUCUUUUGCAGCGCCAUACAAGUUCCUAGUUUGACAUAGAUGCAUAUCAUAUAGUAGUAUGUUAGUAGAGUAGUUAAAUAAUUUCUUAUCAAUGUACAGUAUUUUGUGAGCACCUGAAGUAAUAGAUUUUCACUUGGAUUCCUGCGUAGUUGGGGAUGGUUAAGAAAUUUUUGAAUCAUGUGCUAAGUACUGUGUUUUGUCCGUUGGAGCGGAUAAAGAUAGCUGUUAAUUUCCUUCA
Nicotiana tabacum (common tobacco) is the source of this 2291-nucleotide messenger RNA. NCBI's taxonomy places the organism in Eukaryota, Viridiplantae, Streptophyta, Magnoliopsida, Solanales, Solanaceae. The record is from RefSeq and is a predicted model, not a curated record.